Pseudonaja textilis is the source of this 912-nucleotide messenger RNA. The record is from RefSeq and is a predicted model, not a curated record. NCBI's taxonomy places the organism in Eukaryota, Metazoa, Chordata, Lepidosauria, Squamata, Elapidae.
AUGCUCCUUUGGUUGCCCCGUGCCCUGGCGAAGGCAGUGACCGAGUCCCGACCUUGGCUUGGCUUGGAGGCAUGUCAGUCUUCAGAACCUCCGCGGGCUGAUGAUCCUCUGGAGAACCCAAAGUCCAAAGAGAACUUCAGGAAUUUCAAGGAGGGGGCGCUGGUUGACCGAGUCUACCACACUUACCUGCUCAUGCACACCAACCAGACAGUGGAAUUUGUGCAGAAGAAGAACGAGCAAUAUGGUGGCUGCAACCUCCGUCAGAUGACCAUCAUGGAGGCCCUGGAGUUGCUGGACAAUGUGGUGGAUGAAUCGGACCCCGAUGUGGACUUCCCCAACUCCUACCACGCCUACCAGACAGCAGAGGGGAUUCGGGAAAAACAUCCUGAGAAAGAUUGGUUCCACCUGGUCGGACUGCUCCAUGAUUUGGGGAAAAUUCUGGCCCUGUCUGGCGAACCACAGUGGGCUGUGGUAGGAGACACCUUCCCAGUGGGUUGCAAGCUGGAGGACUCCAUCGUUUUCAGGGACUCCACGUUCCACGACAAUCCGGACACAAGGAAUCCUCUGUACACGACCAAGUACGGGAUGUAUCAGCCCCACUGUGGCUUGGAAAAUGUCCUGAUGUCCUGGGGUCACGAUGAGUACAUGUACCAAGUGAUGAAGAAAAAUAAAUUUGCCCUUCCAGAGGAGGCCUACUACAUGGUGCGGUUCCACUCCUUCUACCCCUGGCACACCGGAGGGGAUUACAUGCACCUGUGCAACACCAAGGAUCUCCAGAUGUUACCCUGGGUGCAAGAGUUCAACAAAUUUGACCUCUACACCAAGUGUGAGCAGCUUCCGGACCCGCAGCAGCUGAAGCCCUACUACGAAAGCUUGAUAGCCAAGUACUGUCCCGGCCACCUGGACUGGUGA